UCUAACUUCCGUCUAUAAUGAUAGAAUAAGAUUGUCGAGUCUAUAAAUCUGUUGUUUGGGAAUCCCAGUGGUCUCAUCAAGUCUGAUAUCAAAGUAACAGAAUCGAUUUUUCUUUUCGCAAAAAAAAAAAAGCAUCCACAAUUUACGAUACGAAGAUUAAGUCACGCCGCUCUGGGUUGUGUAAUAUUUGAUUGGAUACAGUGUUUAUGUCGACCAAAGUGUGGGAUCCUUGCCUGUGUGUUUAAUGGUUUUUGGUCUCUAAUUGUGAUAUUGGAUCCGCCUUCCCGAUGCCCAGGCGCGUACAUCCCAAUGAUCGGCCGGAGAACCGGGAUCCCAAUAACCUCAACCCACAACUUCAGUUGGGCGUUGAAGACGUCCUAGGGGAGGGGCCCGGUGCACGGAGCAUAGAAGUUGUCUGGGUUUGUUCCAAGGAAUUCUACUCUUUCUUUCACAGCUGUUGCUAUGGUUUCAUCACCCUGUUUACUGCGCCCUUUAUCGCCAUUUUCUGGGGCCUCGGUUUUGCCUGCACGGCGUUUGAUCAUAUUUGGUGUUUGACGCCCAUCUUCAAGAACACCACCAUAUGUUGUGGGAGUAUAAUACCGCGCUGUAUCCACAGUAUAUUAGACUGUUGUAUUACCCCCUGGACUAAUGCAUGUGGAGGCAUUUUCGUGGCAUUUCACAAAGACAUACCGGAAGUGGUGGUUAUUAGACCCAAACCGAGGCAAACUAAAUCGGUGUCACGUGACAAGAAAAAUGAAGACGAAAAUAACAAACCAGACGACGAGAAAAAUAAAGCUUUUAUUGCGGCCCCGGUUGUCGUGCGUGAAUCAAGUUAUUUUGGAGGAAAUCAAAUGCAGGCAAACAAGUCAAUACAACGCCAGUUAGCACUGUACCAGUAAUGUUGUAACCAAAAUGACGUCAUAAUGUACAAAUAUGACCUCAGUAGUCCAGAACAAGUCUACAAUUUCGUAAUCAAACAUAUACUGCUAAUGGGAUUCCGCACUGAAUAUAUGACAGCAAUCACAUAAAUUUAAAAGUCAAUCUACUGACUGAUUACAUUGUAUUUGUGUGGUCAUUGUAAUUCUUCUGUGUCUUGAAAGGACUUUAACAUCAUAAAAGAAAUACUAGUAUUGUUAAUGAUCAUCAAUGACCAUGAUAAGAAAUUCUAUUCUUCAUGUACAUCAUGAUAUUCUCUGAGGUAAUGAAAUUUAUACCCGACGCGUUCGAUUAUAUUGUCAUAAUCAUCAAAGAGACGGACCACAUGUAUGGUGCGUUCCAUUGGAUUGUCAUAAGCAUUGAAAUGGCGAACCUAGUAUAGAACACUUUCGAUUAUAUUGUCAUAAUCAUUGCAAAGGCCGGCCUAAUAUAGAACGCAUUCGAUUCUAUUGUCAUAACCAUUGAAAAGACGGACCAUACAUAUGAUGCGUUCGAUUAGAUUGUCAUAAUCAUGGAAAAUGCGAACCUAAAAUGUGAUGCAUUCGAUUGUUUUGCCAUAAGUAUUGAAAUGGCGAACCUAAUACAGUACACGUUUGAUUCUAUUGUCAUGACCAUUGAAAAGGCGUUACAAAUAUGUGACACAUUCUAUUGUUCAUAAUCAAUGAGAAGGUGGGCCAAAUAAAUGACGUGUUCGCUUUGACUGACAUAAUCAUUGAAAAGGCGGACCUGAUAGAGGGCGCGUUUGAUUCUAUUGUGACAAUCAAUCAAAGAGCGGAGUAAACGAUUGUGCUUUUAAAACUUGUUAUCUUGUACGUUCGAUUUUUCAAUCUUUAGUUUGUAUGUGUAAUUUAUUUCCUUGAACCGAGAGACUGAACAUGGUAUUUUAUUUAUGUUAUGUAGAUAGGAAAACCGGUCCAAUUCCGUGCCUUGUACAGCUGUAAACAGGAUAUUACAUUGUCUUAUGCAGGUUUUAAUCAUUGUCAUAUUCAUUUCUUUUAUGACCUGUUUUUAUUGUUUGUACGAGGUACAUUAGUACUGAAGUGUUUCCACGCUAUCACACUCACUCCCGCCUUUCUUUCGUCUGUGAUAUCAUUGAUCAGUAAAUGUUUUACAAUCUGGCA
Messenger RNA from Ostrea edulis (European flat oyster), 2057 nucleotides. RefSeq names its product caveolin-2-like. Gene Ontology annotation, molecular function: molecular adaptor activity. NCBI's taxonomy places the organism in Eukaryota, Metazoa, Mollusca, Bivalvia, Ostreida, Ostreidae. The transcript is spliced from 2 exons. Gene Ontology annotation, cellular component: caveola. The coding region runs from base 288 to 899 and encodes 203 amino acids. The record is from RefSeq and is a predicted model, not a curated record. Gene Ontology annotation, biological process: caveola assembly.